Molecule: messenger RNA, 2694 nt
Organism: Orbicella faveolata
Lineage: Eukaryota; Metazoa; Cnidaria; Anthozoa; Scleractinia; Merulinidae
Source: RefSeq, a predicted model, not a curated record
UCAUGUAUUUUCUUACAUGCAGUGUCCUUGGCUAUAAGAAAAUUGACCAGUGAUUUAUUUUUUACAUUUUCAAAGAUUUUAUUCUCAGAACUACACUCAAAAACCUAUUGGUAUCCUCCAAAAUACCUGUGAUCAAAGUUAAAACCAAUUCUCUUACCCUAGACCGUCGGUUGCUAACAAGAGAAUUAUAGCGCUCAGUUACAUAUACUGUUAGAUGCCAAGAACACCCGCUGUGAACAUUUCAAGGCUUGUCGACCCGAGGAGAUUAUCACGAUGACUUUCUUGGGUGAACGCGAAAAGAAAAGGAAGAAAGAUUAGCUGAAUGUAAUCGCUCAGGCUAUUCAAACAACUAAAAUUCCAAAUUUGAUUCGCGAGUUUGCUCUUAUGAAGAUCUUUGAAUACAAAGACGCCUUUUACCUGUAAGUGGUCACUUCUCACAAGUAAUUGAACUCAUAUCCGCUAUCUCCGGUUCCUGAAUUUCCUUCAGUACGCACCAGUGGCACAAAAGUUGUCAUAAAUCUAACAGAGAAUCUACGAAACUUUUCCAAGUGUACAAAAUUCGUCAAUACGUUAUGAGCAAUGUAGUAAAACGGUAAUGAAAGUGAUUUUUAAUCUCUUACUUUAUGUGGUAAAUGAUUGUUCCAGGAAUUUGGCUUAGCUACAAAUCCUUCAGUCGCAAGAAUAUCAAGUCAACAUAUUGUAAUCUCCAUUAGUGUUUCUUUCGCUUCUCAGAGCAGUUUCUAAAUCAAUAUCAACCUGCAGUCAAGUGCCCAAAUGAAUCGUGAACCUCAGGAUUAGCUGGUAUUAACUAGUACUUAAUUGUUUAAGCUGCCCAGAACACCCGCUGUGUAUAUUUCAAGGCUUGUUGAUUUGAUGAGAUGCGUCGCGAUGCAAAUUCACGGUAGCGGUUUUGUAGAUUGCAUGUCGACCCGAAAAUACCAAGAAAAAAACCCCGUGAAAUGUAACAGAACAAGAAUAAGAGUGAUGGAAUUUUAAUUAAUAUGAACGUGCGAUCUUAUCAUCCAGCGACUAAACAUGAGGACACUUUUGAAAUUUAGAGUGAGCUCCACUUUGUUUUGUCUCGUUAACAUACUACUCACAGGAUACGCCUAUCAUUUUAAAGAAACUGGUGGAGCUCGCCUUACAAACAGUGAAAGCGUGUUAAGGAUUCCGUCGGUUUAUCGUCUCCUGAAAGGCCUGAAUGUAACAAGGCAAGUGAUCUCAAGUGGCAACGCAGUGACUUUUAAACAGAGUAACAAGAAUGUUAAAUACGGUCUAGAGAGACGUCCAAUGCUCAGUGCUCAUGAGAUGCUUCACAGAAUAUUGAAUGCCAGAGUUUACCACGAGCAAGACGGUCAACUCUCAAGAAAAUUCCAAUCCAGAGACAGCGAUGAGCAAAAAGGGAGUUUUAAGAUUUCCGACAAGACUGUCAGUGGAAAAGGUGAAUAUGCUAUAUCAUCUGAUCAGACAAGUGUUGGAAUAAAAUUGAAACUAAGAAUAAAUACACAGCAGCUCCACCAGCAGCAAAAACAGCAGCAACAGCCAAAACCAACCAUGCCUUCAACUCCAAUGUCCACAACACCUCAAAUGUGCGUGGUCCCCUGUAACACGAAAUUGAAGGCUCAAGCAACAAAUUGUAUUUCUACACAGUUUGAACAAGAAGCCCUCAACAUCCACAAUAGAUACCGAGCCAUCCACAAUUCGCCCGCUAUGACUCUGAACUGUCAAAUGAGCGAGGACGCCGCUGCAUAUGCGCAGAAACUAGCCGAAAUGGACACACUUGUGAAAUCUAGUUACACUGAAAGACCAGAGCAAGGAGAAAAUCUUUCCCUUGGUUGCUAUAAAGAUAGAGAGGAGACAGCGGAGGAAGCAGUAAAAAUGUGGUUCGAUGAAGUGUGCCAGUACACGUUUGGUAAACAAGGCCCUCAGCCGGGUACCAGUCACUUUACGCAGCUGGCUUGGAAGGAAAGCACGGAGCUAGGAAUAGGGAAAGCUUCCAACAAGCAAUCGGAUGGGGCAACAUGUACCUAUAUUGUCGCACGUUAUAAGCCCCAAGGAGACUUUGAGAGUGGGGAUGACUCUUACCGAAAAAAUAUCGAGAAAGGUUCCUUUGUUGACAGUUACUGCAAGAACAUAAAGAAGGCUGGUCUGGAUGGAGGAUAUGGUUUCAAGAGAUUUAAAGAUAGUUAAUUUGCUAUCAACUUGAGUGGAUUGUCUCUUGCUAGCAUUCAAGGUUGACUUGUAGCAACCUUAAUGACUGAUUAUAUUUGUGGCGGUAGUGAAAUCCACUGUCCAUGCAUAUCGCUGAAAUAUAUCACAAGAAAAAAGAGUUAUGAAGUCACGCGGUAACUAUAGCUUACAAUCUCAUAAUUAAGGAUUUACCCGGCCAUAACCUCGAAGAAUACAAGCAAAAAAACCAAUAUAUAUUUAAGGCUCUUUUUCACACAGGAUUUUCGUAUCCCACGUGUAAAGCCAAGUCGCUCUUAAACAAAACUCACUGGCCCACACUACUGAAUCUUAUCCUGAUUUCUGUCGCUAAACCAAAAGUUUAAUGAGCAGAACAAUGGCCAUGCACGUGACGUGCGUUAUAAUUCUUGGUUCUUUUCUUUGCCAUCGUCUGCAAAACAACAACGUGAAAUGACCAAAUUCUGCUUUGUCUAGAGAACGUAUUAACCACGACAACUAAUUUUUUAA